Syzygium oleosum is the source of this 1168-nucleotide messenger RNA. RefSeq names its product embryo-specific protein ATS3A-like. The transcript has 2 exons. Lineage: Eukaryota; Viridiplantae; Streptophyta; Magnoliopsida; Myrtales; Myrtaceae. Bases 300 to 1055 code for a protein of 251 amino acids. Gene Ontology annotation, molecular function: protein binding. The record is from RefSeq and is a predicted model, not a curated record.
GCUUUCAAAAUUCAAUCUGACCAGGAAUGGAGUUUGCCCAACUGAUUUGUUCACGAAGCCUUCGCUAGUUACACGACUUAGAACAUAUCGAGUUCUUGGGAAGCCAGAAUCGAUAGGUUUCCCAAGAUGAUUUCGAUAAAUUUUUUUCAUGAGAAAAGUGAUUUUUCUAUUUUAAAAAAAAAUGGUCUUAAACUUUAAGACGAUCCGAUGGAUGUGAUUAAACAAUAGCCAAAGAUACUUUAAUCACUGAUCAGGGGAGAAUUAAACCAGAAAAAAAAGAAGGCUAAUGAGCAUAAGUGAUGGUGAAGGAAAUAGCUAGUUCUAAAGAUCUAAAGUGCCCAAGAGAACAUUACACCUUUGUAAGUUCGAGAAGGAAAGAAUCUGGGUGUUUCUCCUUCAAGGCUAUUAUACAUAGGUCGAACGUGCAAGUGCAAUGUCGCUGUCGGGUGUGUUCGUGUCCUGAACUCGUGAACACGGCCAUGGAAGGAUCAAGGUUCUGCAGAUCAUGGUUCUUCACGAGCUGCGUCCUCUUCCUGUUCGCUUUAGCUGCAGGAAACGAAACCAGCGCCCCGCAAAACAAGAACAACUGCACCUACGCCAUAACCAUCGAAACGACGUGCGCCGACGGAGCCGAGACCUCCGACCACGUGGCCGUCCGGUUCGGGGACACGGGCUCCACCGACAUCGUCGUCCGCCGCCUCGACGCCAAGCGCUUCCGCACCCUCGAUCCCCUGCAGCCCGCCGACCCCCUGGACGACGUGCCGCGGAAGCCGUUCCGAGCCUGCGCGGUGGACGAGUUCCGCGUCGCCGGCGAGUGCGUCGAGUCGCCCGUUUGUUACCUCUACCUGAAGCUCGCCGGGAGCGACGACUGGCGGCCGGGAUUCGCGAAGGUCCAAGUCCUGGAGGGGCCCCAUUUGAGCUCCGAGUAUUUCUACUUCCGUCGAUACUUGCCGCGACGAGUUUGGCACGGUUCUGAUUCCUGCGAGAAGGAGGUCACUCCUUUUGGGAUUAAGAGCAAGAGGAAGGUCUUUGCAACGAAGAGAUUUGUCGUUUGAAAGAAAGGAAUUGUAUACCCAUUGGAUACUUCUUGCUUGUAAAUUAUGUGCAGCUUCUUUUUUCUUUUUUUUCAGCUUGUUAGAGCAAAAAUAAAAUUAUUAUAUUUAACGUA